UCGAACCUGACGAAGCAGCAGAAUGGUUUUAAGAUCACGUUGAAGACCCUGGAGGACAACCUGCUGUCCCGUCUCUCCUCUGCCUCAGGGAACUUCCUGGGAGACACAGAGCUUGUGGAGAACCUGGAGAUCACCAAACGCACUGCCGCAGAGAUAGAGGAGAAGGUAUGGUUCUCUCUCUUUUAUUAUCUAUAUUUCCUUCUUUGUCUGUUUUUGAGUCUGUAUGUCUGUCUCUCUUUCUCUCUCUCUCUCAUCUCUGUGGAAUAGCAGAAGAGGAGAAGAUGGUUUUGGAGUUUAGGAUGAUUCGAGUUAAUAUUGGAGCGGGUCCAGGUUGAAAUAUUUAUGAGUAUGAAAGCCUGCGGUACACUGCCAUUAGGGUUUAGCUUGUACAUAAACUGAUUUGAUGGGAGGGGGAACCUAUGCUCUCUGACGUACAGUACGCAGAGGUACGACAAAGCUAGACGUCUGCUCUCAAUUCUACUGUAAACCCUGAGCAAGUGGGGACGUCGUAGAUCUGCACCUUUUCGGAAAGAUCUCACUCUAGAUAUCCCUCUUUCCCUCUCGGUUGCUCUCUCUCCUCCCCUCCAUCUCUCCCCGACUCACUCCCCCCUCUCUCUCUUUCUGGCCCUCACUUUCUCUCUCUCUCUCUCUCUCUCUCUCUCUCUCUCUCGCUCUCUCUCUCUCUCUCUCUCUCUCUCUCUCUCUCUCUCUUCCUACAAAUUAGGAGCUAUUAGCAAUGGUACUUAAUUAACCUUUUACUGCAGUGGGCUAAAUCAGGGUCACACAGUGUUUCUUGGUAGUCUUAAACAAAUCUACAUUGAAACAAAAUGGUUAUGGGCUUAAAAAAAGAAGACACCUGUACCAUGUCAGAUAUAGAGUUGAAAUGUAUUACAUUUUGAGUUUGCAUCCCAAUAUUACACUUUAUAUACAUCACAGUAGACUGGAAUAUUACAAAACCGUUUGACAUAGAAACACCAGAUUUUCCACCAAAAAAACAAAAACGUUGAGUUAUGAAAAAUAUGAAUAACAUUCCAGCCAUGAGGCCACUAGAGUGUGAUUUGGUCAUUUGACGGCAGGAAAGAGUAAUCUCCAAACUGAUGCAGAGCCUCCUGCUCACAGCUUACUGUACUCGCUCACUGUAGAUCGAAACGUUGGCACAAUCACAAAUAUUGAAACUUGGCAAGUGAGCAGUAGAAAAGCUCUUCAUUAGUGACUCAUUAGGCUCAAGGACACCACUUAGAGACUGAGAUGUGAGAGUGGAUUCCUUUACAAAGUGCCACUACUUUGGUAAUACUGGUAUGUUCAGUAAAUGUGUGGCAACAUAUUUUUCACCUUCUCUAUAGGCAUGUUGAAUUGGAUGGCUGCUUUGUUCAGUUGGAUAUUAUGUUAUUGUACUCGCUGUUAUAAUUUGCUAUAAUUUCCCUGGCUGGUGAAUGAGUCCUGUGUGUGUUUUACGUGCCUUUGUGUGUGUAUUUACGUGAGUGUUUAUGUGUGUGUGGGUGUGUGUGUGUUUGCUGUGUGUGCAUUGCAGGUGAAAGAAGCCAAGGUGACUGAGGCCAAAAUCAACGAGGCGCGGGAGCACUAUCGGCCUGCGGCAGCCCGAGCCUCCUUAUUGUACUUCAUAAUGAACGACCUCAAUAAGAUCCACCCAAUGUACCAGUUCUCUCUCAAGGUACACCCACCUCUCUAUUGACCUGACCUGUUAUUGACACUCCCUAGUGAGCGCACACACACACACACAGUUCACUGUUCUCUCUCUCUAGAUACGUUGUCUAAUAACCCACCAUGUUCCCCCCGGCCUCAGAGCUCCCCAGUAAGCUAAGUCUUUACGCACGCUGCUCUGUUCUCUUCCUUUUCCUCCAUUAGUUUCCAGUGUUUUAUGCUUUCUGCUCUUUGUUUUUGUCGCUUCCUACCGCUGUUAUGCUCCACCUAAUGUCCCUGCUAUUGUCACAGGGUGAGGUAUGGUUUGCAAUCACACUGCUCUCUGCAGGUAGCUAGCCACCCUGGGCCAACUGUAUAGAGUUUAAAGGCCCAGUGCAGUCAAAAACGUUGUUUUAUAUAUAUUUCCACACUAUGAGUUUGGAAUAAUACUGUGACAUUAUGAAAAUGAUGAUAAUGCCCUUUUAGUGUAAAAGCUGUUUGAAAAGACCGCCUGAAAGUUCAGCCUGUUUUGGUGGGAUGGAAUUUUGGCCUGCCUGGUGAUUAUAUACAGGCGGUAAAUUAGUUAAUAGACCAAUAAGAAAAAGAGUUCCAAACCUCUCUUCCAAUAACAGCACAUUUUCAGUUUUCCCCUCCCACUCAGACCACUCCUAGCAAAAUUCUUGCUAGAGGAAUUGCUCUUUGCUAAGAAGCUAUUUCAGUUUUUUUUGACGAUUUUAAUUGAAAACAAUCACAGUAGGGCACUUAAUUGUUACCCAGAAAAGUACGAGCUGGCUGGCAAUUGUACAACAGACGGUAUUUAAAAUCUAUGUGUCUGCCCUGUGUGUUUUAUCUACAACAGAGACAUUUCAUCUGAUCAAAGGUCCAAUGCAGCCAUUUUUAUCAUCAGGUGAAAUGUCUCUGCUGUAGAUAAAACACACAGGGCAGACACAUAGAUUUUAAAUACAGUCUGUUGUACAAUUGCCAGCCAGCUCGUACUUUAGAUAUGUUUCAGGAAAUAAAUAAUUUGGGUUCUAGAAGUGUCUGCUCUAUCCAUUGUGUUUUUAUGCUCCAUGCGUUCAGUGUGGUGUUCCAGAAUGUUCUAUGCAUAGUGUUUCUUAUCCCAGGCAAUACUGAGUCUGUUCUAUCCAUUGUGUUUCUAUGCUCCAGGCGUUUAGUGUAGUGUUCCAGAAUGCGGUGCUGAAGGCCCAGGCAGACGAAGUGUUGAAACAGAGAGUGUCUAACCUGAUAGACAGCAUCACUGUCCAAGUGUUCCAGUAUACCACCAGAGGCCUAUUUGAAUGUGAUAAACUCACAUACAUUGCACAGCUCGUCUUCCAGGUACACAGAAAGUCAGAGUUCAAAGUUCAAUAAAAGCUUUAUUGUCCAUUUAUGGUCAAAUAGAAAUGUUUUUACAUGUCAUUACACAGUGACAAAUAUUAGGUACUUAUUAUUGCCCUUUAAAACUGCAGAGGCUUCCUUUUUUGUCUUUAAAAAAGAACAAUAUAGGAAUGAAUGCUAUUUUGACCAUAUGUUUUUUGUCAUUGUGAACCCAGAUCCUGUUGAUGAAUAAGGAGAUCAACCCUACAGAGUUAGAUUUCCUGCUGAGGUAUCCCGUCCAACCAGGAGUGACCUCUCCUGUCGACUUCCUGUCCAACCACUCCUGGGGCGGGAUCAAGGUGAGACAAACAGGAAGUGAAGACGUCAGACCUUCACGGUCGAGGUUGAAGACGCUUCUAACCACAGAUCUAGGAUCAGUUUACCCCACAAAAGCCAAACCUUUAUCAUCAGGGGACAACAUGCUAAACUACUUUAAAUCAGUGUCUAGGGGUAACUUCAUCCUCCUACAUACUUUAGAACAAACCAUCUACUGACUAUCCUUGUCAUUUACAUAUGACUGAACUCAUUUUUCCCCUGUAGUUAUUUUAGCACUUAGUCUGUUUCCACUCCAUAACUCAGUACAUCUGCGGAAGAUAACAUAACAUAAUGGGUGCAGUGAAAUCUACUUCCACUACAAUAGAGCAGUGUUUCCCAAUCCUGGUCCUCAAGUACCCCCAACAGUAUACAUUUUUAUUGUAACCCUGGACAAGCACACCUGAUUCAACUUGUCAACUAAUCAUAAAGCCCUCAAUGAGUUGAAUGAGGUGUGUUUGUCCAGGGCUACAACAACAAUGUGAACUGUUCAGGGUACUGGAGGACCGGAGUUGGGAAACACUGAAAUUAUCACGACUCAGGAUUAAGUCCCAGAUGCAGACAGUUCGAAAUAGCAAAAGUGUAUUUACAAAAACAGGGGGCAGGCAAACGACAGGUCAAGGGCAGGCAGAGGUCAGUAAUCCAGAGCAGUGUCACAAGGUACAGAACGGCAGGCAGGCUCAGGGUCAGGACAGGCAGAAUGGUCAAAACCGGGAAAAACUGGAAAACGGGCUAGAGCAAAACAGGAGUACGGGAAAACCGCUGGUAGGUUUGACGAGACAAGACGAACUGGCAACAGACAAACAGAGAACACAGGUAUAAAUACACAGGAUAAUGGGGAAGAUGGGUGACACCUGGAGGGGGGUGGAGACAAUCACAAAGACAGGUGAAACAGAUCAGGGUGUGACAGCAAUAGAGUAUUACUGCUAAAACAUGUAUAAAAUGCCAAAGGCAUGCCAUUCUUUUUAAAAAACUUUUCAUUUCAGAAGUUGCUGCCUCUCAAGCGUUCACUACUCUCACAUAUCUAUUAGGUGAAAUACCACAUUGUGCCACCACAGCAGCAAGAUUUGUGACCUGUUGCCACAAGAAAAGGGCAACCAGUGGCGCACAAACACCAUAGAGAGAGAGAUAUAUGAAGAGAGCCAGAGAGAGAUCUUUCCGAAAAGGUGCAGAGCUACGACGUCCCCACUUGCUAAGGGUUUACAGUAGCAUUGAGAGCAGAUGUCUAGCUUCGUUGUACCUCUGCGUACUGUACGUCAGAGAGCAUAGGUUCCCCCUCCCAUCAAAUCAGUUUAUGUACAAGCUAAACCCUAAUGGCAGUGUACCGCAGGCUUUCAUACUCAUAAAUAUUUCAGCCUGGACCCGCUCCAAUAUUAACUCAAACAAUCCUAAACUCCAAAACCAUCUUCUCCUCUUCUGCUAUUCCACAGAGACGUUGGUCUAGGUACCAUUAAUUUAAUUCAGUCACUCUGGUUCUUAUCACGGUUAGGAACAUAAUCAGUUGGAGAGGCCUAAAUGAGGAUGAGAUCCUGUGAUAGUGCCUGGCAGCCUUGGCCCUCUUAGAUUUAUAUUAGAAGGAUGGGAUGGGGAGGAAGCCACAGGGGGCUGAAGUAUUCUCUCCUGACUGAGAAUCUGCCAACCCAGAUACUGGUAAUUAACUAAGUGGAGGAGUUGGAGUGACUUCAUCUUAGCUCAUUAAGGGCCGUGGUGGGUAUUUCUGGGGAAGGAGUUGUGAUGUACUUCGAUAGGACCUUGACUUGAUUGACAGGGACUGAGAGGACAGGUGUGUGUGUGUGUGCCCGUGUGUGUGUGCCCGUGUGUGUGUGCCCGUGUGUGUGUGUCCGUGUGUGUGCCCGUGUGUGUGCCCGUGUGUGUGUGCGUGUGUGUGCGUGUGUGUGUGUGCGUGUGUGUGCUCGUCCAUCGGUGGGUGGGUGUGUGCGCCCGUCUGUGUGUGUGACAUUCAGAGCACUCUGUGAGGCCACUGUUUUUCAGAGAUCCAAAGCUGAGAUAAGAACAAAUGCUGUCAGAUAAAAGUCUACAGUAUGUGCCAGGUUUGUGCUGCCGAAGCAUAUUCUCUUCUACCCCCUGUUAUAAACAGCCUAAUGUCUACUCAGCACUACGGUUUGAAUAAAUACAACUCAUAUUGGCGUAAGAGAAGAUAAGCACUCUGUCUUCUUAUUAUGUGACUUUUCCAACCCAAACUUUUCUCCUUUGUGGCACUUAUGUGAGGUAAACAAUGAGAGCAAAUAACCAGAGCGGUGGAAAAAUACUGUGUAUAUGAAUUAACCUAGUGGCAUUACCUUUGCCUAUAUGUACAGUGGGGAGAACAAGUAUUUGAUACACUGCCGAUUUUGCAGGUUUUCCUACUUACAAAGCAUGUAGAGGUCUGACAUUUUUAGCAUAGGUACACUUCAACUGUGAGAGACGGAAUCUAAAAAAAAAAAAAUAAUCCAGAAAAUCACAUUGUAUGAUUUUUAAGUAAUUAAUUUGCAUUUUAUUGCAUGACAUAAGUAUUUGAUACAUCAGAAAAGCAGAACUUAAUAUUUGGUACAGAAACCUUUGUUUGCAAUUACAGAGAUCAUACGUUUCCUGUAGGUCUUGACCAGGUUUGCACUCACUGCAGCAAGGAUUUUGGCCCACUCCUCCAUACAGACCUUCUCCAGAUCCUUCAGGUUUCGGGGCUGUCGCUGGGCAAUACGGACUUUCAGCUCCCUCCAAAGAUUUUCUAUUGGGUUCAGGUCUGGAGACUGGCUAGGCCACUCCAGGACCUUGAGAUGCUUCUUACGGAGCCACUCCUUAGUUGCCCUGGCUGUGUGUUUCAGGUCGUUGUCAUGCUGGAAGACCCAGCCACGACCCAUCUUCAAUGCUCUUACUGAGGGAAGGAGGUUGUUGGCCAAGAUCUCGCGAUACAUGGCCCCAUCCAUCCUCCCCUCAAUACGGUGCAGUCGUCCUGUCCCCUUUGCAGAAAAGCAUCCCCAAAGAAUGAUGUUUCCACCUCCAUGCUUUACGGUUGGGAUGGUGUUCUUGGGGUUUUACUCAUCCUUCUUCUUCCUCCAAACACGGCGAGUGGAGUUUAGACCAAAAAGCUCUAUUUUUGUCUCAUCAGACCACAUGACCUUCUCCCAUUCCUCCUCUGGAUCAUCCAGAUGGUCAUUGGCAAACUUCAGACGGGCCUGGACAUGUGCUGGCUUGAGCAGGGGGACCUUGCGUGCGCUGCAGGAUUUUAAUCCAUGACGGCGUAGUGUGUUACUAAUGGUUUUCUUUGAGACUGUGGUCCCAGCUCUCUUCAGGUCAUUGACCAGGUCCUGCCGUGUAGUUCUGGGCUGAUCCCUCACCUUCCUCAUGAUCAUUGAUGCCCCACGAGGUGAAAUCUUGCAUGGAGCCCCAGACCGAGGGUGAUUGACCGUCAUCUUGAACUUCUUCUAUUUUCUAAUAAUUGCGCCAACAGUUGUUGCCUUCUCACCAAGCUGCUUGCCUAUUGUCCUGUAGCCCAUCCCAGCCUUGUGCAGGUCUACAAUUUUAUCCCUGAUGUCCUUACACAGCUCUCUGGUCUUGGCCAUUGUGGAGAGGUUGGAGUCUGUUUGAUUGAGUGUGUGGACAGGUGUCUUUUAUACAGGUAACGAGUUCAAACAGGUGCAGUUAAUACAGGUAAUGAGUGGAGAACAGGAGGGCUUCUUAAAGAAAAACUAACAGGUCUGUGAGAGCCGGAAUUCUUACUGGUUGGUAGGUGAUCAAAUACUUAUGUCAUGCAAUAAAAUGCAAAUGAAUUACUUAAAAAUCAUACAAUGUUUUAGAUUCCGUCUCUCACAGUUGAAGUGUACCUAUGAUAAAAAUAACAGACCUCUACAUGCUUUGUAAGUAGGAGAACCUGCAAAAUCGGCAGUGUAUCAAAUACUUGUUCUCCCCACUGUACAUAUCUACCUCAAUUACCAUGUAUCCCUGCACAUUGAUAUGGUUAUGGUACUCCUUGUAUAUACAGUGCAUUUGGAAAUUAUUCAGAUCCCUUGACUUUUUCCACAUUUUGUUACGUUACAGCCUUAUUCUAAAAUUGAUUAAAUUAAGGUUUUCCUCAUCAAUCUACACACAAUACCCCAUAAUGACAAAGUGAAAACAGGUUUUUAGAAAUGUUUGCAGAUUUAUAAAAAACAAAGAUACCUUAUUUACAUAAGUAUUCAGACCCUUUGCUAUGAGACUCGAAAUUGAGAUCAGGUGCGUCCUGUUUCCAUUGAUCAUCCUUCAGAUGUUUCUACAACUUGAUUGGAGUCCACCUGUGGUAAAUUCAAUUGAUUGGACAUGAUUUGAAAAGGCACACACCUGUCUAUAUAAGGUCCCACAGUUGACAAUGCAUGUCAGAGCAAAAACCAAGCCAUGAGGUCGAAGAAAUUGUCCGUAGAGCACCGAGACAGCAUUGUGUCGAGGCACAGAUCUGGGGAAGGUUACCAAAACAUUUCUGCAGCAUUGAAGGUCCCCAAGAACACAGUGGCCUCCAUCAUUCUUAAAUGGAAGAAGUUUGGAGCCAAGACUCUUCCUAGAGCUGGCCGCCUGACCAAACUGAGCAAUCGUAGGAGAAGGGCCUUGGUCAGGGAGGUGACCAAGAAACCGAUGUCACUCUGACAGAGCACCAGAGUUCCUCUGUGGAGAUGGGAGAAUCUUCCAGAAGGACAACCAUCUCUGCAGCACUCCACCAAUCAGGCCUUUAUGAUGGAAGCCACUCCUCAGUAAAAGGCAUAUGACAGCCCGCUUGGAGUUUGCCAAAAGGCAUCUAAAGACGCUCAGACCAUGAGAAACAAGAUUCUCUGGUCUGAUGAAUCCAAGAUUGAACUCUUUGGCCUGAACGCCAAGCGUCACGUCUGGAGGAAACCUGGCACCAUCCCUGUGGUGAUGCAUGGUGGUGGCAGCAUGGCGGUGGCAGCAUCAUGCUGUGGGGAUGUUUUUCAGCGGCAGGGACUGGGAGACUAGUCAGGAUCGAGGGAAAGAUGAACGGAGCAAAGUACAGAGAGAUCCUCGAUGGAAACCUGCUCCAGAGCGCUCAGGACCUCAGACUGGGGUGAAGGUUCAUCUUCUAACAGGACAACAACCCUAAGCACACAGCCAAGACAACGCAGGAGUGGCUUCGGGACAAGUCUCUGAAAGUCCUUGAGUGGCCCAGCCAGAGCCCGGACUUGAACCAAAUCGAACAUCUCUGGAGAGACCUGAAAAUAGCUGUGCAGUAACGCUCCCCAUCCAGCCUGACAGAGCUUGAGAGGAUCUGUAGAGAAGAAUGGGAGAAACUCCCCAAAUAAAGGUUUGCCAAGCUUGUAGCGUCGUGCCCAAGAAUACUUGAGGCUGUAAUCGCUGCCAAAGGUAAUAAUAAUAAUAUGCCAUUUAGCAGACGCUUUUAUCCAAAGCGACUUACAGUCAUGCGUGCAUACAUUUUUUUGUGUAUGGGUGGUCCCGGGGAUCGAACCCACUACCUUGGCGUUACAAGCGCCGUGCUCUACCAGCUGAGCUACAGAGGUCCACAAAGGUGCUUCAACAAAGUACUGAGUAAAGGGUCUGAAUACUUAUGUAAAUGUGAUAGUUCAGUUUUUAAAUUUUUUAUACAUUAGCAAACACAAUAAGGCUGUUACGUCACAAAAUGUGGAAAAAGUCAAGGGGUCUGAAUACUUUCCGAAUGCACUGUAGCUUUAUUCCUGUGUUUUAUGUGUUUUUAUAUUUUCUUUAUUAUUUAACUCUGCAUCAUUGGGGAAGAGCUUGUAAGUAAGCAUUUCACUGUAAGGUCUACUACACCUGUUGUAUUCGCCGCAUGUGACAAAUACAAUCUUAUUUUAUUUUAUGAGAACAAGAAAAUGCAUUCCAGCUUUGGUUACUUUGGAUGAGGGACUGUAUAUCUAUGAAUUAAUCUAUAUUCACCAGAGUUGUAGUUUCUGGCAAAUGUGGAAUGUACAUUCAUCCCUCCAUCCCAGUCUCUGUGUUCCAUGGAGGAGUUCCGUAACCUGGACCGGGACAUUGAGGGUUCGGCCAAGCGUUGGAAGAAGUUGGUGGAGUCGGAGUGUCCUGAGAAUGAGAAGUUUCCUCAGGAGUGGAAGAAUAAGAGUUCCCUACAGAGACUGUGUAUGAUGAGGGCCUUGAGGCCUGACCGAAUGACCUACGCUGUGAGGUGAGAGGUCAAAUACCUUACCCUCUGACCUACUGUAUGCUCUGAUGUUAGAGGAUAUACAGUACCACUCAGUGGUUCUGUUUUGUUUUUUUGGUGAGGAUAUCUUUUGAAUUUCCCUGUCCCACCAAUGAACACACAUACAGUGAGGGAAAAAAAGGAUUUGAUCCCCUGCUGAUUUUGUACGUUUGCCCACUACCAAAGAAAUGAUCAGUCUAUAAUUUUAAUGUUAGGUUUAUUUUAACAGUGAGAGACAGAAUACCAACCAAAAAAUCCAGAAAAACGCAUGUCAAAAAUGUUAUAAAUUGAUUUGCAUUUUAAUGAGGGAAAUAAGUAUUUGACCCCCUGUCAAUCAGAAAGAUUGCUGGCUCCCAGGUGUCUUUUAUACAGGUAACGAGCUGAGAUUAGGAGCACACUCUUAAAGGGAGUGCUCCUAAUCUCAGCUUGUUACCUGUAUAAAAGACACCUGUCCACAGAAGCAAUCAAUCAAUCAGAUUCCAAACUCUCCACCAUGGCCAAGACCAAAGAGCUCUCCAAGGAUGUCAGGGACAAGAUUGUAGACCUACACAAGGCUGGAAUGGGCUACAAGACCAUCGCCAAGCAGCUUGGUGAGAAGGUGACAACAGUUGGUGCGAUUAUUCGCAAAUGGAAGAAACACAAAAGAACUGUCAAUCUCCCUCGGCCUGGGGCUCCAUGCAAGAUCUCACCUCGUGGAGUUGCAAUGAUCAUGAGAACGGUGAGGAAUCAGCCCAGAACUACACGGGAGGAUCUUGUCAAUGAUCUCAAGGCAGCUGGGACCAUAGUCACCAAGAAAACAAUUGGUAACACACUACGCCGUGAAGGACUGAAAUCCUGCAGCGCCGCAAGGUCCCCCUGCUCAAGAAAGCACAUAUACAUGCCCGUCUGAAGUUUGCCACUGAACAUCUGAAUGACUCAGAGGAUAACUGGGUGAAAGUGUUGUGGUCAGAUGAAACCAAAAUUGAGCUCUUUGGCAUCAACUCAACUCGCCGUGUUUGGAGGAGGAGGAAUGCUGCCUAUGACCCCAAGAACACCAUCCCCACUGUCAAACAUGGAGGUGGAAACAUUAUGCUUUGGGGGUGUUUUUCUGCUAAGGGGACAGGACAACUUCACCGCAUCAAAGGGACGAUGGAUGGGGCCAUGUACCGUCAAAUCUCGGGUGAGAACCUCCUUCCCUCACCCAGGGCAUUGAAAAUGGGUCAUGGAUGGGUAUUCCAGCAUGACAAUCACCCAAAACACACGGCCAAGGCAACAAAGGAGUGGCUCAAGAAGAAGCACAUUAAGGUCCUGGAGUGGCCUAGCCAUCCCAUAGAAAAUCUGUGGAGGGAGCUGAAGGUUCGAGUUGCCAAACGUCAGCCUCGAAACCUUAAUGACUUGGAGAAGAUCUGCAAAGAGGAGUGGGACAAAAUCCCUCCUGAGAUGUGUGCAAACCUGGUGGCCAACUACAAGAAACGUCUGACCUCUGUGAUUGCCAACAAGGGUUUUGCCACCAAGUACUAAGUCAUGCUUUGCAGAGGGGUCAAAUACUUAUUUCCUUCAUUAAAAUGCAAAUCAAUUUAUAACAUUUUUGACAUGCAUUUUUCUGGAUUUUUUGGUUGUUAUUCUGUCUCUCACUGUUCAAAUAAACCUACCAUUAAAAUUAUAGACUGAUCAUGUCUUUGUCAGUGGGCAAACGUACAAAAUCAGCAGGGGAUCAAAUACUUUUUUCCCUCACUGUAAUAUAAUGUAAACAGCUAACAUUUUAACCCAGUGGCCAUUGACCACAGCUACAGUAUCUAAUAGUUAUAUCAUAGAAAAGUAAUACAUCUUAUGUCUGUAUGAGUGUAUUUUCAGCUUUUUAAACUAACCACCAUAAGCCAUGAGCAGUGCUCUGUAGUAAGAAGGUGUAUUAUGUACAGGUAACUACCAAAAUAAAGGAAACAUUUACUCAAGUGUUUCCUUUAUUUGGGCAGUUACAUGUAUGUAUUGAACAUAUAUCAUCAUGUCUCCCCACAGAGACUUUGUGGAGGAGAAGCUGGGGAGUCAGUAUGUGGUUGGCAGGUCGCUGGACUUUGCUGUGUCCUUUGAGGAGUCUGGUCCCGCCACGCCCAUGUUCUUCAUCCUCUCUCCUGGUGUAGACCCACUGAAGGAUGUGGAGAAACAUGGUAAUGGUGUCACCUACACUGUAAACACCAAUGUGCUGUCAUUACUCAAAACUUUUGAGGAAACUCGUUGCACUUAAUAUAUCUGAGUACAGUUAUUUAAAAUGUUUUCGUAGUCAUUACUCUGUUGUGACUUUGGGCUAAUUAAUAUUCAAGAUAAUUUACUGAUUAAUUACUGGAAUAAUUAAUUGAUCUGAUUUGGUUAUCCUAUCCAAAUUCAUCUGAGGGGAACUAUUAAAGGUUAGAUGUAGAGAGACCCUUGAAUGAACUAUAUCAGUAGUUAUCAUUAACCGUUAUAGUGUUAAUACUAUCAACAAUAUAAUCACUAGGGGUGUAACGAUUCGUUUUAACAACGAUUCGAUUUGUAUCACUAUUCGUGGUUGUCGAUACGAUUCAAGGACGAUAUUGGUUCAUUUAGAACGAUACGAUCCGAAACGAUUCAGUGACUUGAAAUCGAUUCAGUAACCUUUUAGCCAAAAAUUCAACCAGUGUGACUGAAAUAAAUACCUGGAUACUGGACAGUGCAGGUGAAGUUUCCUAGAUUCCUGUUUCAUGUAAGGACCGCAAUGGUGGCUUGAUAAUUUCUCGCUCGUCGGCUUCUCCUCUGUCGUCCGCCAUGCUAUGUUUUGUUGUCUUUGCGCCUUUGCGCUGCUGCUGGCGCGGGGCGAUGACGUCACGGAUAGGCAGACUGAAUCGAGUAAUGUUUAAAGCCUUUAUCAUUAAAAGUGCUAAGAAAAAACAUCCAUAUAAAGUCUGACGUGCUUAAAUCCAAUGGGUUAUUUCCUAGUAUCGAUACAAUCGAUUUAUUACAUUUUAAAACUAUGUUAGAUUGAUAUAUGUUGUCCAAAAGGCCAACUCGCCGAGCACAGAUCGAUGUAGUUGGAUCAUAGGAAUAUAAAUCGAUACAUCGAUGUAGUAGAUGGAUCGUUACACCCCUAAUAAUCACAGUAAAUUUGACUAUAUUCUCAUUCUGAGCAGUCAUCGAGCUCUGGAACCUCAAGAACACGAUCACUUGCAAAUUAACUUAAUGCCACAAAUCAUUCAUUCAAGGUUUUAUUUACACUAAAUAAGUUGGAAAAUUAGGUAGUUAACAAAAAACAAUAUAAAGGCAGGGUAUAAUGGGAUACAAUACAGUUAUUGAGGUGAGAGUCACAGGUCCAUAUAAAUGAAUUUACGUACUCAACUCACGCAAAUACAAUAGUUCAUUCAAAUCAAAUCAAAUUGUAUUAGUCACAUGCACCAAAUACAACAGGUACAACCUUACCGAGUGGCGCAGUGAUCUAAGGCACUGCAUCUCAGUGCUUGAGGUGUCACUUCAGACCCCCUGGUUCGAUUCCAGGCUGUAUCACAACCGGCCGUGAUUGGGAGUCCCAUAGGGCGGCGCACAAUUGGCCCAGCGUCGUCCAGGUUUGGCCGGUGUAGGCCGUUAUUGUAAAUAAGAAUUUGUUCUUAACUGACUUGCCUAGUUAAAUAAAGGUAAAAUAAAAAAUAAAAACUGUGAAAUGCUUACUUACAAUGAUGCAGUUUUAAGAAAAAUAUUUACUAAAUAAACUAAAGUAAAAAAUAAAAGAGCAACAAUAAAAUAACAAUAACGAGGCUAUAUACAGGGGGUACUGGUACUGAGUCAAUGUGUGGGGGUACAGGUAGGUCGAUGUAAUUGAGGUAAUGUAGGGAGGGGUAAAGUGACUAUGCAUAGAUAAUAAACAGUGGGGGGGGGGGGGUCUCAAUGCAAAUAGUCCAGGUAGCCAUUUGAUUAGCUGUUCAGCAGUCUUAUGGCUUGGGGUUAGAAGCUGUUAAGAAGCCUUUUGGACCUAGACUUGGCGCUCCGGUACCGCUUGCCGUGCGGUAGCAGAGAGAACAGUCUAUGGCUAGGGUGGCUGGAGUUUUUGGCAAUUUUUAGGGCCUUCCUCUGACACCGCCUGGUAUAGAGGUCCUGGAUGUCAGGAAGCUUAGGUCCAGUGGUGUACUGGGCCGUACCCACUACCCUCUGUAGCGCCUUGCGGUCGGAGGCCGAGCAGUUGCCAUAUCAGGUGGUGAUACAACCAGUCAGGAUGCUCUCGAUGGUGCAGCUGUUUAACUUUUUGAGGAUCUGAGGACCUAUGCCAAAUCUUUUCAGUCUCCUGAGGGGGAAUAGGCGUUGUCGUGCCCUCUUCAUGACUGUCUUGGUGUGUUUGGACCAUGAUAGUGUGUUGGUGAUGUGGACACAAAGGUACUUGAAGCUCUCGACCUGCUCCACCACAGCCCCAUCGAUGAGAAUGGGGGCGUGCUCGGCCCUCCUUUUCCUGUAGUCCACGAUAAUCUCCUUUGUCUUGAUGACGUUGAGGGAGAGGUUGUUGUCCUGGCACCACACUGCCAGGUCUCUGACCUCCUCCCUAUAGGCUGUCUCAUCGUUGUCUGUGAUUAGGCCUACCACCGUUGUGUCGUCGGCAAACUUAAUGAUGGUGUUGGAGUCAUGCUUGGUCACGCAGUCAUGGGCGAACAGGGAGUACAGAGGGGACUAAGCACGUACCCCUGAGCUCAGGGCCCCCUCACAGCCAAAUCAGCGAGAUACACUUCUCUCUCUUUCUCUAUCUCUCUCUCGUUCUCAGUUCUCAGUCCUCCCCAAAUUCUCAGAUUUUAUUAAAAAAUAUCCUAGUUGGACGAUUUCCAGGAAUCUUCCAACCGGGAUUUCUGGAAAACCUGGGAAAUUUACCAGAAUUUUGCAACCCUAUCUGCAAGUCACAUAAUGCUGGCUUGCAAAGUGAUGUGUAAUUCCUAUUGGAAUCCAGCAAGAGUUAAGAUAGCCAACAGUUGGAUUUUUUAUUCAUAAUGACUGCCAGGGUUAGGAGACUACGUAAGGCAUUUAAAGUGGAACAACCAUUUCAGUAACGGGUGCGAAAAAUCUAACUAAAUGAUUGGAUUAGUUUAGAAAAAUGUAUGUUAUUUAUCUUUUGUAGCAUAAGAUUAAUAAAUUAAUCACUCAAUGUUCAUGCAUAAACACAGAUAUUAAAAACAAUUCCCAAAAAUCUACCUGCAGUAGAGUUUUGGGUAAAAAGUUAAUUUGUUAUCACACCAGGACGUCUAGGGUCGGGUUUUCGAGACUAACAAUAUUGGAUCACACCAGAAAAGAUGUUGAAAUGUGAAGCUUUGAUUUGUACUGACCUGGUAUGGGAGAUAUCACAGGUUGACUCUUCAGGAGUGUUUGAUGACGAACAUUCCAAUACUUCACUAUUUGGUCUUAUGAAAGAUUCAAAUGCGACGCAAAUGCGACUGAAAGGGUUUUAUUGAACUAAGUGUGAACAAAAUUAUUGGGCUGCUGUGGCUGGAUUCUAGAUAACAUGUUUUGUUUUGUAAAUGUUUUCCUCCGUACCCUGGAAACACAGUAACCUGGUUUGAUGUUUGAUUGAAUAGUCUCCGUCUUUUUUAUGGUCUGGCGUGAAAUCAGCUAUCCUCUCAUCAUGUGAUAUGAGAUAAUUCUCCCACUGAAGCUUCCUGCAAAUAGGGGGAGCUUAGAUAAUUGGUCAGACACUCGUUCAAAUGCAUGUGCACACACAGAGUGGUGUGUAUAGUCGAUGUCCACACCCUUCUGUGUGUGCGUGUGUGCGCACGUGUGUGUGUGUGUGUGCACGCAUUUGCAUGCAUGUGUAUGACUAAUUAUCCAAGCCCCCCCUGUAUGCGUGACCAAUCACAUCAAAGCUAAAGCAGCUAACCAAUCAGAGAGGCCUGGUGUAGAGUGUGGAGAGAGGGCCAAUGGCAACACAGAUCACACAGAAUGAAGAACCCUGAAUCUAUACACUUUACUUUAGGAAAAUAGUGGGGGUCUUCGCUACAUUUCAGAUGGCCACUUUUUCUUAGCCUAUAGUGAAUGUACAAAACAUUAAGAACACCUUCCUAAUAUUAAAUUGCACCCCCUUUUGCCCUCAGAACAGACUCAAUUUGUCGGAGCAUGGACUCUACAAGGUGUCAAAAGCGUUCCACAUGGAUGCUGGCCCAUGUUGACUCAAAUGCUUCCCACAGUUGUCAAGUUGGCUGGAUGUACUUUGGGUGGUGGACCAUUCUUGAUACACAUGGGAAACUGUUGAGCGUGAAAAACCCAGCUGCGUUGCUGUUCUUGACACACUCAAACCGGUGCACCUGGCACCUACUACCAUACCCCGUUCAAAGGCACUUCAAUAUUUUGUCUUGCCCAUUCACCCUCUGAAUGGCACACACACAAUCCAUGUCUCAAUUUUCUCAAGGUUUAAAAAUUAUUCUUUAUCCUGUCUCCUCCCCUUCGUCUACACUGAUUGAAGUGGAUUUAACAAGUGACAUCAAUAAGGGAUCAAAGCUUUCACCUGGAUUCACCUUAUCAGUCUUUGUCAUGGAAAGAGCAGGUGUUCCUAAUGUUUUGUACACUCAGUGUAUAAAUGAAGCACACUUUAUAAAAAAGGGAUUACUACUGUAUUAUUAAACUGUUGAUCAUUUCAAUUUUGCCUAAAUUGUUAUGGAUUAUAUUAAUCAUUACUGUGUGAUCUUUCUUUCAGGCAGGAAGCUGGGCUAUACGUUUGACAGCGGUAACUUCCACAAUGUAUCUCUGGGCCAGGGACAGGAGGUGGUGGCUGAACAGGCUCUGGACCUGGCAGCUAAGGAGGGACACUGGGUUAUACUGCAGGUACUCAGACACACACGUUUACAUGCAGACACACACUCAGACGCACACAUACACAUGCACAGGCGCACGCACGCAUGCACGCACAUAGCCGACUGCCUAAACCAGCCGUUGCUAAGACAACACUGAGCUAAUAUACAGAUGGGAUUCCAGAACAGGCCAUGUCGUGAAAUGUCAUUUUACUUUUGUGUAUUUAAAAAAAAACGUAUUCUCUCCCAUGUUUAAGGUCAAAUUGUUUCUCCAAUCCAUUGUGCUUUGCACAUAGUGUUGGCUGUUUGCUCUCCUUUGUGGUUUAACUGCAUAUGAAAUAAUAUAAUUCCCUGGAUAGAGAGAGGCCCAGUAUUAUUCAGUACAGUAUCUGGUUCCUCAGUGUGUGUUCUCUUAUCUGGAGGGCAAGGCCAGUCAGCGUUUGCAUUUUAAGCCAGCUCGUUUGUUGAAUCCUAAUGUGGAGUAUUGACAGAUAUGAACACCGGCACAGAGGCAACUCUUGGGGGGAGAGAGAGAGUGUGUGUGUGGGGGGGGGGGGGGGGGUCUCCUUUAUUCACAGCGCUGGUAAAGCAGAGAAUGUCUUUGCUAUCCCUUUCUCUCUCUCUCUCUCUCUCUCCCAGUCAUCACAAGCAGCAUCUCUUUUUCUAUCCAUCUCUCCUUCUAGCUCUCGCUCUCAGCCACAAACAGACAUCAUCACAGAGACAAGCAGUGAUUGAGUUACUUUUGCAUAAGACUCCUGAUCGAUACAACUUAAAAAAGCCUUGUCCCCGUGGCAACCAACAUCACCGCCCACUCACUAUCAUCCUCUGUCUGUCUGUCUGGUCCACCCUCAUGAAAGGAGGAGAAAGAAUGGAGGGAGGUCUGUCUGUCUGUCUGUCUGGUCCACCCUCAUGGAAGGAGGAGAAAGAAUGGAGGGAGGUCUGUCUGUCUGUCUGGUCCACCCUCAUGGAGGGAGGUCUGUCUCCUUUCUAUUUCCAUCCCGCUUCUCGUCCUCUGCCACCGUCUCCCCCUCUUUUCACACCCUGCCUCACAUUUUCCAAAAUGUCUCCCCUUCUGCCUCACAUUCCUCUCCUCUUUCCAACCUCAGUCCCCUGCCACAGUCAUCCCAUCCCACUCUCGUAUCCAGGCCUUGAUCCCACAACAAACACACACACACCUCUUACCUCCCUCUCAUCUUCCACUGGUCCCUCCAUCCCAGCAUCAGAUCAGUAGCAGGCUGAAAAGCUGGGUCAAUGGCAGGUUCUCCUUCACUGCAGGUAAAUUACACUUGCCCCUGUUCUCCUCUCUCUCCUCUGUUUCUGACGGGAGCAUUAUCCCUAUACCACGGCACACUUGGCCCUGUCCUAUCCCCACUCCUCACAGCCCAACCAGGACCAGCCAAAGACACUCGGAGAGAUGCAGAAACCCACCUAGAGAGAGAGGGAGAGAAGAGAAAAGAAAAGGCAAUCAAUCUGGCAGAUUGGAGCUGAAUAGGCUAUAUCCCCCAGACCUAGGAAUAUAUUUGAGCUGAAGAGCCCAUAUCCCCAUCAGUGGGAUUCUAUUGAGUGGACCUAAAAUACCUGGGUCCUUGAGGCACUUACUCCUAAAGGCACAGGGACGCUCACAGCCUAGCAAAAUAGAUGGAAAAGAAAUAGGGUGAGACUGUUUAGAGAAAAAGUUACUUUCUCUCCCUCUUUUUAAUGUCACUUUUAACUUCACUCUGUAAAGAGCAUGAUAGCUUGGGUAUUUGGGUAGUGUUUUAAAGUUUAAUGUAGACCACUUUUUCUUCUGAUGUGACGAGAGUUGAAUUAAUCAGUCAUCACUGUAAGGAUCCUUUUGCCAUAGGCUACAUGACAUUUUAAAUCCUAAUUUCAUUCAGCCAUACUUCUUAUUAGUCUUUCAUUAUUCACAUAAUUGAUUCACAUUUUUGCUUUGGUGCCCUAGCAGCAGCCUAAGCAGAGAGCUCCUGUACAUUAUGUAAAUAUUUUUGUAGGUAAAAAAUGUUUUUGUUUUAAGAAGUAACAAUUAAUAUAGCUAAUUAAUAUAAUCAGAAUCCACUACAACGUUAAUACUGAAGCUGGCAAGUAAUUUGUUUGUUUGGCAAGAUAGCUAACGUUAUCUGGCUAGCUGUUUUGAUUCGAAUGCCAGCCAGUGUCCUGAGGUUGAGGAUGGAGAGAAGCCGAAAGCAAGAGGUGUACAGCGAUGAGGAUCGUAGGGAGGACAAAGUUAAAAUGCUGCUCUUUAAUUAUUAUUGAAAUAUGGUGUGCUUUCUGGCGCCACAUGACUGCCGUAGCAUCAUCCAAGUGGGUGCUUUAUUUUGGUAGUAGUGAAGGACUAGCUAGCUAGCUACCUACUACGGAGUCCAUGGACUGCAGUGGCUUAGCUCCAUCUUCAUCUGACUGAGUUCUACUACGGAAAAGCCAGAGACAGCGAGACACCUUGAGACCGCGCUUCCUGCCUGCCUACAGACUUUCUCUCCCCGCUUGAGCACCUCCCUCAGAUGACCACUCAAGCCAUUAACUUUCUAAUGACUGUCCAUCUCAUGAUGUUGUGAUGUUGUUUUUCUAAAUUACUUGCAUUGCUUUGAGAUUCUUUGAAAAGCACUAUAUAAGUUGAGUAUUUAUUAUUAUUAUUAUUAUUAUUAUUAUUAUUAUUAUUAUUAUUAUUAUGUUAUCUACAAAACUAUUCCGGUGCUGAAUAUAGUGUGGAUGUUUCUUCUGUAGAAUAGCUAUUUUCUCAAACUCUACAGUCUGUUUGGUUAUCCUUAAUGUCUAUUCUGUCAUUCUGCCUAAGUCUCUGCUGCAGUGACAUUGUUAUAAAGACAUAGUCCAAGGCCAGCUGUGGAGACGCCCUUAGGGCAGAGGGCCUUGAUGACUGAGUGUGUGAGCAGAGGAAGACAUGGAGAGACAGCCGGAUGGGCCGUGUUGUGUUGCCACAGGCCAUGUUAACUAUUGACAUCAUGUCAUAGCGAAAACAAAAAUUAGCUGUUGAUGGUGACAACAUAAUUAUAAGAACUGGAGGAUAGAGGUGCUUAACAGAGAACAAACAAAAUAUUUGUCCUCUUUCUCUCUCUCUUGCUCUCUCUCUCUCUCUGAGCCUGGGCAGUUUCAUUAAGGUGACAGGCUCUAAGGGAGGUAUAAGGGAGCUCUAAGGGAGCUCUAAGGGAGGUCUCAGUCUGUCUGUCUAGGCUGUUUAUUACACAUUGGUUAGUUAGAAGGCAACAGGAGAGCUUGUUCUUCAAGGCAAUGAAAAAGCACUUCAAUUUAGAGUUUUAAUUUGUGUCUCGUUCAAUAUGCUGUAGGUUUAUAGGCUCCUAACUUGAAUCUAUCGCAAUGUUACCCCCCCCAGCUUCGGGCUAUGUAUUCUUCUCACUAAACAUACAAGGGAAGUUCUUAUCUUUCUCUUUCUCUUUUCUUUUUUCAUUUUGUCAUCUAAAAUUUGCGGUGAUGUUGCUCCAGAGGAUCUGCUGUCAUUUGGAAAGAGGGUUAACUUGAACAAUCCGAGGGAUGAUUAAAUUUAGAGUGCUGUAGGAGAUGAGGAGAAGGCAAAGCGGCUUAUGAAUUAAUGACUGCAGUUAUUAGUGGUGUAAUUAGAUUUGGGUAACACGCGGGCGCGCAGCGCUCUGGGCGGUGAUGUGAUGUGAGGGGUUUGGCUAACUCCUCAUCACCACGAAGACCUCUCUCUCUCAGGGUUAGGAGUUAGGACACAUGGAAUGGACAAUUUAGCUCAAACAAGUUUAUGUAGUGCUAUCGCAAUGUUCCCUAUACAGGGUGGAAAUGUACAUUCUGAGGGGAAUAGAAAAAGCUAAAAAUACCUGCGUCAAAACGUGUUGUGUAGGUAAAUGUGACCUUGCUUGAGGCAUGCUGCUUGUAUUUAUCCAUAUUACUGUAAUGUCUGUCCCUAUAGAACAUUCAGCUGGUGGUGAGGUGGUUGGGUUCUCUAGAGAAGCAUCUGGAGCAGCAUGGAGAGAACAGUCACCAGGACUUCAGAGUCUUCAUCAUCAUCGUCAUUAUAGCACCAUCUCUCCUUCUGUCCCUGUAUAGAACAUUCACCUGGUGGCGAGGUGGUUGGGUUCUCUAGAGAAGCGUCUAGAACAGCAUGGAGAGAACAGUCACCAGGACUUCAGAGUCUUCAUCAGCGCUGAGCCUUCAGGGACCCCAGAGGGCCACAUCAUACCACAGGGCAUCCUGGAGAACUCCAUCAAGAUCACCAAUGAACCACCCACUGGCAUAAACGCCAACCUGCACAAGGCCCUGGACAACUUCAACCAGGUAACACACAAAUAGGCAUACAAUGUAUGUAUUCUCUGUCUCUCUCUCCCUCUCUUGAUUUUCAUUUGCCCGUAAGAAGCAGUCCAGACAUCGCAUGUUUGCGUGCCAGUUUCUCUGUGGUGUUGUCAUCAAGUUGCCUAUUUGGUGUGUAGUAGCAAGCAGCUAACAAAUGGAGAGUGCUACCUCUAUCAGUGAUCUUAGAGUAGACUCUAUCCUGUGGAGGACACAGUUGUCCACUAUAACAGAAACAUGGCUCUCAAUUGGGAAGAGGCAGAUUUGGAUGGGAUGUUAGGAUGUUUAUCGACAAGCCAUCUUUCUGUGAUCGGAAUACAGUAUGACAUAAUUAUGAGUGUGUGUGUGCCUUUAUGUGCUUGCGUGCAUGCAUUUGUGCUAGUUAGAAUUCCACCUCUACCUUAUCAGUGCACUUCUAUCUACAGUAAAACAGCUAUUAGCCAUCAAUUUAGCUUCUUAUCAACAAGUUAUCAAAGGAUCUCCAUCUGUAACCUACCAUAACCUCCUGGGGUUCUGCCUCCAUACCUAUAAUGCAAUGCUAAGCUUCCAUCCAACAUGCCAUUUUAAAGUGCUGAUGCUUAUCUCUCUGAUAAGUGCAUGUUUGUGCGAUAGCUAGCUAGCACACACACAUAUGCAUGCAUGCAUGCAUGCAUACACCCACACACACACAUACACGCGCGCUCUCAAGGAGGUCCCCUCAGGUACUGUAGAGAACAGGGAGGGACAAUAUUCCAGACCUACCCUGUGUACUGUACAGGGUGAAAGCUAAUCAAUGGUUUGUCUCUAUACAGCCAGAACCCUUAGUAACCCGCAGUAAGCCAGAGAGAUGACAGUGCCUUUCCUCCUUCCUGACCUUUUCAACCAGCAGAUACAAAUAGCUUUAGUGUCCAUUCUCAUCCCCUGGCUGUGUGUGUGACGGCCAGCAGAGGAGACGUUAAAGAAACAUGCCUCUGGAAUGAUAAGGUUAGGAUUUUUUUAAUGCAGUUACACAGUUAUCAGAGGGCUGGACGACAUGUCAUUAUAGAUGUAUUAUCAGGUCUUGGUGCAUGCUUCUUCUUUAGUGGUAGAGUAUUUAAUCAAGUGUGUGUGUCCUCUAACAGUGUAUGAUUAGGGAGGCUAUGCUUCACUCUCAGCUGUGAGCAGCCAGAGAGGCACUGUGUGCAGAAUAUUAACUCACUUUAAGUGUGUGUGUUUGUGGCAUGUGUGUGUGCUCGUUUGUGUGUGUGUGUGCGGGCGCGUGUGCAUACGUUCUAGGAGUCAGCUCCCUUGGGAUCAACAGGGAAAGCGAAAGGGCCUUCACUGCAGUACUCAACCUGACACACGCAGGAAUAUAAAAGAGAAUUUAGACCCACUGUUUCCAUAGAGGUUAUUGACAUACUUAUUUUAUCGUCCCUAAGGCCUCCGUGCCAUUUUACAUUCCCCUUAUCUGGGUAUAAUGAGCCAACGGGACAAUAUCGCCUGACAAGUAGUGACAAUUAAAAGAGAAUCUCAUCCUGCCGUUUAUUGCCAUUUAUUGUCUUCUUUCUGUACCGCGGAGCCGCACGUCGCUGGGGACUUUUGCACAGACACACAUCACAGAGAAUCAGCCACAGCUUCUUACUUUCAACACAACGCUUUUGUUUUUGAAAAUCUUCAAAAAUGCUACUGUACUUUUUUGAGGAAGACAGUGAAACUGUGAACUUGGUUGACAUUCAACAGGAAUAGUUUUGUUGUUUGUUUAGUUUUCUGGGCCUUUGUUUUCUUCUAGGAUACAUUGGAGAUGUGUGCCAGGGAGAAUGAGUUUAAGAGCAUCCUGUUUGCGCUGUGCUACUUCCACGCGGUGGUGGCUGAAAGGAGGAAGUUUGGACCUCAGGGCUGGAACAGAUCUUACCCCUUCAACACAGGAGACCUCACCAUCUCCAUCAAUGUGCUCUACAACUACCUGGAGGCUAACUCUAAGGUAACCAGUCCACACACAUGCUGCGUCUUAUAUUGGGCUCCCGAGUGGCGCAGUGGUCUAAGGCACUGCAUCUCAGUGCUUGAGGGGUCACUACAGGGUCCCUGGUUCGAUUCCAGACUGUAUCACAACCGGCCGUAAUUGGGAGUCCCAUAGGGCGGCGCACAAUUGGCCCAGCGGGGUUUGGCCGGUGUAGGCCGUCAUUGUAAAUAAGAAUUGGUUCUUAACUGACUUGCCUAGUUAAAUAAAGGUAAAAUAAAAAUAUGCCACAGUAGUAAUAAAGCCAACCAUGUUCCAUGACAAAAAUACACUUUUCACACUACUGUGCCGACCCUAACCAAAUUGUGUUGGCUUGGAUAUUUUCUUUGGCAACUAUGGUGGCUGCGUAAACCAGGCCAACUUAGUAGAACUUGGUUUGGCUCAGCUCGAUUCGGUCCAGUAGUGUGAAAAGCCUUCUUAAGAUUCUAAGGUGCAUUCUAACUUUCGCUCUGCGUCCCAGGUGCCAUAUGAUGACCUGCGCUACCUGUUUGGAGAGAUCAUGUAUGGAGGUCACAUCACUGAUGACUGGGACAGACGACUCUGUAGGACCUACCUGGAGGAGUUCAUCAAACCUGAGAUGAUGGAGGGAGAGCUGUACCUGGCUCCCGGCUUUCCCCUGCCUGGGAAUAUGGACUAUAACACCUACCACCAGGUCAGUAAAGAACCACACCUACCAUCAGGUUAGAAACAGAGCUCUACCUGGCCCCCGGCUUCCCCCUGCCUGGGAACAUGGACUACAAUAGCUACUAGGUCAGUAAAGGACAACAACUACCAUCAUGUUACCUAAUGAUCUUGUACUACCUCACAUGGCUUAAAGCUGCAAUAUGUCACUUGUUGUAUUUUUUCAAUGUUCAAAAGCUCCAAUAAGUUGGUAGUGGUCAUCCAAUGUGACGCAACAGUAACAAUAUUGCGUGUCUAGCCUGCCUGAGAACCGCUGUAUUAAUUGGUUUUCAUUUUCUCGGUCGAGUCGGAUUUUCCCUCCAGAUUUUGUAGUGCGCACAAGUGACGUGUUUUCCAUCAGUGAGGAGGCGGUCCCACAGCUCAGGGAUAUUCUAAUGGGUAGUGUUAUGAUAGCUAGCUAGCUGAGCCCAUGGCCAACACUUGGCUAGCGGAGCUUGCUAGCUUACAGACAUGGCAGACGCAAAAGUAAGUAAUGUCAAUUAUUAAAUAGCAACCUUGAGAAUGUGAAGAAAAUGUUGGUAACUUAUCUGCAACUUAUCUAUUACUAUAUUUUAUACUUGGUUGUUGUGUCAAUUGCUAAAGUAAAAAAUAUCAUCCAUCAUUUAUUAGAUAGCAACCUUGACAGUCUAAGAUCUAAGUGUGUUGUGUCAAUUCAAAUCUACUUGUUUUCCCAAAGUUUAGUGUGCUGAUAUUUCUCUCCAACUCUGGAAUCUGUUCUGCUUGCCUCUCUGUUGUGACAGCAGGAACUUUGCUUCACCACAGCCCUCUUAAAAAAAAAAACUGCCAAGAUUUAUAUCAGUAACACUCUCUUGCCAAAAUGUCCGCCGGCCCUCACAGCCUGUCCACAUUCCUCUCACCAGCUCCCCAGGGAGAGGUUGUAUUUAAUUAUCCCCAGCCUGGGUGUUGUGCUAGGCUGACAGAGACACCUGGCAUGGAGGUCUGGAGCGUUUUACACUUGGCCAGCAAGCAGAGAGAGAGGGAGCUGAGUGGCUGAGACUUGGCUGGAGCACAGGGGAGCGCCUGCAACUGGAAAGGCCUGGUGGUCCCUGGGGGUCUGUUGGGGCAUGUCCACUCCCUCAUCCAUCUGUACUACCCAAAUACUGUACAGGAGAGGAGGGCAGAAGGGGGGGGGGGGGGGGGGGGGGGGUAAAAACAGGAAAAUAGUGGAAAGAAAGAGGUGGAAAGAAAUUAAUCGAAGGAAGGCGUUAGGAGGUUGAAAUCUCAGAGUACGAUUAGUGGUGAGCCAUCGUCAUGAAAUGAACUUAUCACGGCAUCGAUCAUAUUAAGGAACUCUCUAAGGGCACCUUGUGGGCCAUAGAUGACAAUAAUGUUAAGCUUGAGUGGACAAGUGACAGUGACAGCAUGGAAUUCAAAUGAGGAUAUUGAUAUGUGUGAAUGGAGAAAAAUUAGAAAAUCUCUACUUAGGAGAAAUAAGUAGCCCUUUAACACCACCACGACGACCAGAUUUUCUAGGACUAUAAAAUGUAUCAUUCUUUCAUUUGCUUUAAUAGAGCUUGGCAAAGUAUAUACUGUAUCUGGCAUCCACCAUAUUCUCUUCACCUUUUUUUUUUCAGAUCAGUGCAGAUGAAGGAUGGGAAGCCACUGUACAAUAUUGAAAUGCACACUCCCACUAAUUUGGUGUUCUAACGUGUAAUUCCCUCCUCCUCCAGUACAUAGAUGACACGCUUCCUGCAGAGUCUCCCUACCUGUACGGCCUCCACCCCAAUGCUGAGAUAGGCUUCCUGACGCAGACGUCUGAGAAAUUGUUCCGGACCGUGCUGGAGAUGCAGCCCAGAGACGGAGGGGCCGGGGAGGGCAGUGGGACCACUAGAGAUGAGAAGGUAGGGAUGGACUAACUGUAUUGAGGAGGAGCAAUGCGACAGUCACAUAUGUAAAACCAGUUUCCUGGACACAGGUUAACAGCCUACACCCAUUGAGAUUCUCCACUGAGCAUGGUUUUGUAGUCCAGGCUUCUUCUGUGGUCCAGAAACAGGCCCAUAGAGUGUAGAGAAAGUUGGGCCAGUGUUAGAGCGAUUGCUGCCUCUGAGAUUUUAAGUUCUGUGGACUGAUUCAUAUAAGUGUCAAACUGAAUGUAAGGUAAGGACAAGGUGGUCUCUGGUCCGAGGCUCCAUCAGGUCAUAGCUUUGUAACAUCCAUCUGGCACUGACAGGAGAGACAUAAUACACCACACAUCACCUCUACCCCCUGACUACCUAUAUGGGUUACCUUAACUACACUUUCCCUAUGUCUGGACAACCUUAUUCCCUGGUUCCCAAUCCCCAAUCCCCAUAUGCCUUACCUUAAAUACACUUUCAUGUGUUACCUCAAAAAAACUAGUCCAAUGUCUGAAACAAAGCACUCAGAAAAGUGUUAUACAUUCCAAUACAUUAUGACCUCACCAAUACAUUAAUGACCUCACCUUUCUAAUAUACAAGCUAGCUUCCUGUUUAAUGGGCGUUAGAUAGAUGUAGAGCAGUGUUAUCACUUCUCCUUGUGUUGUGAGUGAGAGAAAAGGAGGCCCCUUGUAUCUCUACACUAUCUGAUGCUUUAGGGCUGUCUGACUUUUAAUGAUAUAGAAGUGUGUGUGUGCACAUACAUGUGUGUGCGUGUGUGGGCCUGGGUGUAUUAUGACGGCUGACCUUUACAACUGAGAAACAGAGAUAGUUGUGUCUUAACAGAUGACAACCAUCGCCCCAACGCUAGCGGACGAUGCCCGUUUGAAUGCUUCCUGUUUGGUAUGCAGGCUGCCACGGAGCUGAAGAAGACCGAUUCGAUAUUUCAGCGGAGAAUCCAUAGUUAUAAUGACCUCCAAUCCUUUGUUCAAUGUUUAAUCCGUUGAUUGAUCUCUAUUGCUGGAAAAUGUGGACGUAGACAUAAGCUUUCAUCACUUACCCAAUGGAAAUAUGAGACGAGGAUUGAUUCCUCGGGAAUAUGACUGUUAUUAAAGACAAACGGCUGCUGUUGCUGCAAGUAAUGCUCAUGAAUAUUUAUGAUUUUUUUUCUUUCAUCAUUUUCUUCUCAAGGAGUCAUUAGUGCUUGGAAUUCUUCUCAUGUUUACUCGAUGAUGUAAUCUUUUUUUGAUUCCCUACUUUUCAGUAACAAAAUGUGACACAAUCACUGAGAAAUUCUUGACAAUGAACACAAUCUAUUGUUCUGUCAUUCAUACCAUCUUCAUAUUACUGCAUCCCCAAAUUCAAGCCUAAUAUUUACCCCCUCUUUUAUCCCUGUCCCUUCACACACACCACACACGCACACACACAAACACACACAUACCCUUACCCCAGGUGCGGUCUGUGUUGGAGGAGAUCAUGGAGAAGUUACCAGAGGAGUUUAACAUGGUAGAGCUGCUGGGGAAAGCUGAGGAGAGGACACCCUACCAGGUGGUGGCGCUGCAGGAGUGUGAGAGGAUGAACACACUCACCCAGGAGAUAAGGCGAUCCUUACGCGAACUCAACCUCGGACUCAAGGUGAGUCAAUCAAUCAAUCAAUCAUUCUAUCAAGGUCAGCCAAUCACAACCAGUCUUAUUUGUCUACUUCUUCUCCCCCACAGUGACUUUGAGUUAACUUUGCUUUGUAGUUCAGAUAAUUACUUGUUUUGGAGUAAACAAUUCCAGUGUCCACGGGUGGUGGGUGGCAGGGCACUGGCAACCCAUAGACUACUUCCAAGGAAAAUAAACAAUGGCGUCUACUUCCCCUUUCAAGGUUGAACAAUUAUUUUUUAUCAUUGGGGUAAUGAGUCACGCUCUGUUGGUUGAGUCUCCCGAGUGGCGCAGUGGUCAGCACUGCCACUAGAGAUCCUGGUUCGUGUCCCCCCCCCCCCCCCCCCCCGGCCGCGACCGGGAGACCCAUGGGGCGGUGCACAAUUGGCCCAGUGUCGUCCAGGGUAGGGGAGGGAAUGGCCAGCAGGGAUGUAGCUCAGUUGGUAGAGCAUGGCGUUUGCAAUGCCAGGGUUGUGGGUUCGAUUCCCAUGGGUGGCCAGUAUGAAAAAUAAAAUAAUGUAUGCACUAACUGUAAGUCGCUCUGGAUAAGAGCGUCUGCUAAAUGACUAAAAUGUCAAUGUUGAGCCUGUAUCCAGUAGCUGUAGCAUUCUGGUCUGCUCUGUUAGUAUUCCUGCAUAACUUUGUGUCACCAGUAUUCCUCUGAAGUAGUGGUGAGUCAGCCCUCUGGCCCCUAGUCCCCACAAGGCCAAAUUAUAUUUAUAGGGGGUUUAGGGUUAAGGUUAGAAUUAGUGUAAGGGUUAGAAUUACGUUAGGGUUAGGAGCUAGGGUUAAGGUUAGGUUUUUGGGUUAGGGUUAGGGUAAGAGUACAGGUUAGGUUUAGGGUUGAAUUGGACUGAAUUGUGUGUCCCCACAAGCUUAGCUGUACAAGACUGUGUGUGUGUGUGUGUGUGUGUGUGUGUGUGUGUGUGUGUGUGGUUGCGCAUGCAUGCGUUCCGUCUUAAGUGUGAGUCAUAGUGAGGAUUAAAGAAACAAUGACCUUAAACACUGGAGAGAAUGUUUUUUUGAUUUUUUAUACAUAAAAGUAAAAUGACAUUUCACACAUGGCUUGUUCUGGAAUCCCAUCUGUAUAUUAGCUCAGUGUUGUCUUAGCAACGGCUGGUUUAGGGUUAAGGCAGGUGGCUAUGUGCAUGUGUGUGAGUGCCUUUUCUAAGGAGUUAUGAGCUUCGAUCGCUCUACACAUUGCCUCUGGUAAAUCGCAUCAGUGAGUUAAAAGCCAUGUACUCUAUUGUACCAGUCAAAUGUACUCAUAUUUCGACUUUACUGUGGAAAUAAAUUGGAACUAUCAGAAUCUCAACCUUGGCGGGAAGCAUUUGGGGGUGGGAGGGGGUGUCUUGACUUGUUGAGGGAUCUGAGUGAUUUGGGGGAGAGUUAAAAGGGUGACUGGUUCAGGGUUAACGCUCUGCAGUAGAUGAGAUGCAUCUGUGAACAUUUUAUCACCUCAGUAAAAGAUGGUUAUGACGGCGAGACAUAAAUACAUUCAUCAGCUAGCUACGUUAUCAUUCGGUGAAGGACACACUGUUUGGCAUAGCCAUUUAACUUGUUAGCCUCCUUCCAUAUAAUUAUUCUGUUUUCUCUUUGGAUAGAAAGUGAAGAAAGUGAGUGACUCUGCUUUUGUUUAUGUAUGCUUCAGCAGCUACGGGGUGAUGUUGCUAGUGGUUACAGGGUGGUAUUGCUCAAUGACACAUAGGAAUUCAGUUUUAGUGUGAAUAAGACAUCUCCAAUAACUGUGAGAUUUCUCCUCAGUGUUCUUGCAGAAAUCCACAGGAAAAAUGACAUUAUUAAUUAAAAAGUUAUUUGAAUAAAAAAUGUGCCUUACUAAUAAAACAUUUUAACACAAACGUAUUCAAACUGUGCUAUAAUUGACUGCCAAUAAACGUUUUCUGAAUCUCAUUCCCAUCCCUUUUUCUCAUUGGUUCCUCCCUCUCAGGGAGAGCUGACUAUGACCAGUGACAUGGAGAGUCUCCAGACGGCCAUCUUCCUGGACCUGGUCCCAGAGUCGUGGACCAGACGGGCCUACCCGUCUAUGUGUGGCCUGGCCCUGUGGUUCACUGACCUGCUGGGGAGGAUCAAGGAGCUGGAGGCCUGGAGCGCUGACUUCAUCCUGCCCUCAGCCGUUUGGCUGGCCGGCUUCUUCAACCCUCAGUCCUUUCUCACAGCCAUCAUGCAGGCUAUGGCUCGCAGGUAGGUUGGCAUGAUAAUCGAUAAUACAGAAAUAUGGCCUGAAUAAGUGGGUUCAAUGAUACUUGUGCUAACGCAGGCUCGGCACGAUCACAAAUAUUAUCAGAUAAUGGAAACAAAAUUGUUGUUAAUUUGCUUUAAAAUAAUGUGAAAAUAACCGUUUUUCUCAUUUCAAAAAUGUGUUUUCUGUGAAAAUAGAAUUCACCUUGUACCUAGAAUUCCCACUGUCAAUUAUUGCGAUAAAAGCUGUUAUCACGAUACUACUUAUCACCAAGUGAUUGUGAUACAACAUUCCAUGAUGUUCCCAUGAUCCCUCCUGUCAGGAAUGAGUGGCCUCUGGACAGGAUGUGUCUGCAGUGUGACGUCACCAAGAAGAACAGAGAGGACUUCAGCACUCCUCCCAGGGAGGGGGCCUACGUACACGGACUGUACAUGGAGGGAGCUCGCUGGGACACUCAGGUACAGAGAGGGGUUAUAUAGCUAACAUAUAGAUGACACAAAGGUGACAUGGCUAGUGAGAGUUGUGUGUAUAUAGGUUUCCCCCCUACAUUGCACGUGUGAAGAGACGUACAGUUCAUACAUGGUUACAGAUGGUAGGGUAAAAUAGUUAUUUGUUUAAUUAAAGUUAAUCCCAAGGUUACUUGAGUUACUAUUACAGUAUGGAUUACUGUGUGCGUGCGUGUGCGUGAGUGCGCCAGUCAGGCUUUCUUUUUAUUAUAUGUAUGUAUCCAGCUCUCCUGCAGGGUCCCAGUAGACCUGUUAAUUAGUGAAUGUGCAGAGUAGGCACUGGCACACUUGAAUCAUCCUAAUGGGCGGCACUGCUGUGUUCUCUCUUUAUUAAAAGCUGGAGACAGACAGGGAGGGGUAUAGGCAGACAGUCAGAUGGAGAGACGAGCAGCGAGGGAGACAGGCAGAAAAGCAUGAAAAAGUGUCCUCUACUCUUCUGUCCUCUCCCAUCCUCUCUUCCCCGCUCCGCUACCCUACUCUCUCCUCUACUCUCUUCAUAACUUCUGUCUUGCACUCAUAUUGGCUCCUCUCCUCUCCUCCUCUCAGCCCUGGGCCAGCACUGUGCCAGUGUAGUGUCAGGGUGUAACGGAGUGUGAACAGGAGUGUGAGCAGCAUCCCUCCAUCUGGAGCUCGGCCCUGCCGCUGCAGCUGUACAAGUCAAAGAUUUAUGAUAAACCAGCUCAUCUAUAUGAAUGAGCCAAGCUACUUAUUCAGGGGAUGCGGACAUCAAAGAUGGGGGAAUACACAGUAGCACUCUAUGUGUAUAUAAUAAAUAUCUAGAGAUGAUAGUGGGGUAUGGGAAGGGUGUGUGUAUGUUUAUGCUGUGUGUUCAGUACUGUAUUACAGGAUUUUGUAAUAAUACAAUUGGUAUGUAAAGAAAAGAGAAACAAAAUUAGGUGGGCCUACACCCCCAUCCCAUUCCCCCACCACUCGGAAACCAUGUUUUCCACUCCUUCCCACCCAGCCUAGCAACACAGGUUGGUUAUCAGUCCCCACCACUUAUCCCCUAAGCCCACCCUCACCCGCCCCCCAACACUUAUCCCCUAAGCCCCCACCACUUAUCCCCUAAACCCCCACUCGCCCCCCACCACUUAUCCCCUAAGCCCCCCCCCCCCCCCCCCCCCCCACCACUUACAUUUUACAUUUUUAGUCAUUUAGCAGACGCUCUUAUCCAGAGCGACUUACAGUUAGUGAGUGCAUACACCCGCCCCCAACCACUUAUCCCCUAAGCCCCCCUACCUGCCCCCCACCACUUAUCCCCUAAGCCCUCCUACCCGCCCCCCACCACUUAUCCCCUAAGCCCCCCUACCCGCCCCCCACCACUUAUCCCCUAAGCCCCCUUACCCGCCCCCCACCACUUAUCCCCUAAGCCCCCCUACCCGCCCCCCACCACUUAUCCCCUAAGCCCCCCUACCCGUCCCACCACUUAUCCCCUAAGCCCCCCUACCCGCCCCCCACCACUUAUCCCCUAAGCCCCCCUACCCGCCCCACCACUUAUCCCCCAACCCCACCACUUAUCCCCUAAGCCCCCCCCCCCACUACCACUUAGCCCCUAAUCCCCCACACCCCUAAACAUCCAAGGUUGUUUAUCAACCAAGGAUGCUUAACCCUCCCAUACCAACCCUAAAAGCAAAGAAAGUAAAAAAUAUGAAAAUAGGAGUGUUGUGUUCGAGACCACCUAAAGCGAGAACGAUUCAAGACCCGGAGCAAAUCAAGUCCGAGUCAAGAUCAAGACCGGAAGGGGGUCCGAGACCGAGUCAACACAGGUUGGUUGUCAGUCCCCACCACUUAUCCCCUAAGCCCACCCUCACCCGCCCCCCAACACUUAUCCCCUAAGCCCCCACCACUUAUCCCCUAAACCCCCACUCGCCCCCCACCACUUAUCCCCUAAGCCCCCCCACCACUUACAUUUUACAUUUUAGUCAUUUAGCAGACACUCUUAUCCAGAGCGACUUACAGUUAGUGAGUGCAUACACCCGCCCCCCCACCACUUAUCCCCUAAGCCCCCCUACCCGCCCCCCACCACUUAUCCCCUAAGCCCCCCUACCCGCCCCCCACCACUUAUCCCCUAAGCCCCCCUACCCGCCCCCCACCACUUAUCCCCUAAGCCCCCUACCCGCCCCCCACCACUUAUCCCCUAAGCCCCCCUACCCGCCCCACCACUUAUCCCCUAAGCCCCCCUACCCGUCCCACCACUUAUCCCCUAAGCCCCCCUACCCGUCCCACCACCACUUAUCCCCUAAGCCCCCCUACCCGCCCCCCACCACUUAUCCCCUAAGCCCCCCUACCCGCCCCCCACCACUUAUCCCCUAAGCCCCCCUACCCGCCCCCCACCACUUAUCCCCUAAGCCCCCCUACCCGUCCCACCACUUAUCUCCUAAGCCCCCCUACCCGCCCCCCACCACUUAUCCCCUAAGCCCCCAUCCCCCAACCCCACCACUUACUUAUUUAUUUGCUGGUCUCUGGGUAGAUAAAUCUAGCUAGCUAAGUCAGCCAUUCAUUAGGCCAUCAGAAGCUAGAUAAAGGCAUCUGCCUAACUAUAUUAAGGCAACCAAUCACAUUUUGACUUAAUGGGUGGGACCAUUUUUACAAAAACGUAUGGAAACUUUUGCCUUGUUGAAAGCUAACAGGUCACUCCAAAAUAGCCAAUCAGAGCUACAGUAGGCCUUUAUACAAACAAGCCACACGGGCCUGCCAUCAUUCACUUUGAACUGGACUGAGUGUUUACAUAAUUAUGAGUUUUUUACUCCGCUGGUCUCGGGAAGAAAUUAUGAGUCCUCACUGUAUUUUGCUUGUAUGUACACUACACUACAAAGUAUGUGGACACACCUUCAAAUUAGUGUAUUCGUCUAUUUCAGCCACACCCUUUGCUGACCAGUGUAUAAAAUUGAGCACACAGCCAUGCAAUCUCCAUAGACAAACAUUGGCAGUAUAAUGGCCUGUACUGAAGAGCUCAGUGACUUUCAACGUGGCACCGUCAUAGGAUGCCACCUUUCCAAGUCAGUUUGUAAACGUUUUGCCCUGCUAGAGCUGCCCUGGUCAACUGUAAGUGCUGUUAUUGUGAAGUGUAAAUGUCUAGGAGCAACAACAGCUCAGCCGCUAAGUGGUAGGCCACACAAGCUCACAGAAUGGGACCGCCGAGUGCUGAAGCGCAUAGCGUGUAAAAAUAAUCUGUCCUCGGUUGCAACAAGCCUAAGAUCACCAUGCGCAAUGCCAAGCGUCUGGGCUGUUUUUCAUGGUUCGGGCUAGGCCCCUUAGUUCCAGUGUAGGGAAAUCUUAACCCUACAGCAUACAAUGACAUUCUAGAUGAUUCUGUGCUUCCAACUUUGUGGCAACAGUUUGGGGAAGGCCCUUUCCUGUUUCAGCAUGACAAUGCCCCGUGCACAAAGCUAGGUCCAUACAUAAAUGGUUUGUCAGGAUCGGUGUGGAAGAACUUGACUGGCCUGCACAUAGCCCUGACCUCAACCCCAUCGAACACCUUUGGGAUGAAUUGGAACGCCGACAGCGAGCCAGGCCUAAUCGCCCAACAUCAGUGCCCGACCUCACUAAUGCUCUAGUGGCUGAAUGGAAGCAAGUCCCCACAGCAAUGUUCCAACAUCUAGUGGAAAGCUGUUAUAGCAGCAAAGGGGGGACCAACUCCAUAUUAAUGCCCAUGAUUUUUGGAAUGAGAUGUACGACAAGCAGGUGCCCACAUACUUUUGGCCAUGUAGUUUAUGUGUUGGGCUUUAUAGAUUGUUUAUAUGUAUGUGUUGGGCUUUAGCUGAGAUUACUAUUUACAGAGUCAUCUCCUCAUUUGAAUUCCAUGCUGUCACUGUCACUUGUCCACUCAAGCUUAACAUUGUCAUCUAUUGCCCACCAGGUGCCCUUAGAGAGUUCCUCAAUGAGAUUGACACCUUAAUAAGGUCAUUUCCUGACAGUGGCUCAUCGCUCUUCAUACUUGGAUUAAUUUCUUUCCAACUCUUUCUUUCCCCUCCUUGUCUCUUUUGACCUCACCCUUUCCCAGUCUCCUUCCACUCACAAGGCAGGCAAUAUGCUUGACCUCAUCUUUACUAAAGGCUGCUCGCCUACUAAUCUCACUGCAUCCUAUCACUUCUUCGUCUCUACCUUCUCUUCCUCUGUAUCCGCUGCUAAAGCCACUUUCUAUCACUCUAAAUUUCAAGCUUCUGCCUUUAACCCUAGGAAACUAUUUUCCACCUUCUCCUCCCUCCUUAAUCCUCGACCCCCUCCCUCCUCCCUUUCUGCGGACGACUUUGUCAACCACUUUGAAAAGAAGGUUGACGACAUCCGCUCCAGAUUUCACUCAGCCUAUUGAGUCCACUGGUCCCACUCACACAGAACUACCCUACGCCUUGACCUCUUUCUCGCCUCUCUCUUCAGAUGAAAUCCUGUGACUAGUGAGGUCCGGCUGCCCGACACCUGCCCGCUCGACCCCAUCCCCUCCUCCCUUCUCCAGACCAUCUAUGGAGACCUUCUCACUUCCCUCAUCAACUCAUCCCUGACCACUGGCUGCGUCCCCUCUGACUUCAAAAUGUCCAGAGUUGCUCCCCUUCUCAAGAAACCAACACUUGACCCCACUGACGUCAAAAACGACAGACCGGUAUCCCUUCAAUCUUUUAUUUCAAAAACACUUGAGUGUGCUGUCCCUACCAACUCUCUCACUAUCUCUCUCAGAUCGAUCUUCGUGACACUAACCAGUCAGGCUUCAAGACAGGUCACUCAACCGAGACUGUUCUUCUCUGUGUCACGGAGGCUCUCCGCACUGCCAAAGCUGACUCUCUCUCCUCUGUUCUCAUCCUCGUAAAUCUAUCUGCUGCUUUCGACACAGUGAACCAUCAGAUCCUCCUCUCCACCCUCUCAUGGCUGGGCGUCUCAGGCUCUGCACACUCUUGGAUUGCAUCCUACCUGGCAGGCUGCUCCUACCAGUGGCGUGGAGAGGAUCUGUGUCUCCACCACAUACUCUUACUACUGGUUUCCCCCAGGGCUCAGUUCUAGGCCCUCUCCUCUUGGCUCCGGCAUAUCCUCACAUGGUCUUUCCUAUCAUUGCUAUGCAGAUGACACUCAACUACUUUUCUCCUUCCCCCCCUUCUGACACCCAGGUGGCGAUACACAUCUCUGCGUCCCGGGCAGAUAGCUCAGCUUGGAUGUCGGCCCACCACCUCAAGCUCAACCUCAACAAGACGGAGCUGCUCUUCCUCCCGGGGAAGCCCUGCCCACUCAAAGGCCUCUCCAUCACGGUUGACAACGCCACGGUUUCCCUAUCCCAGAGUGCAAAGAACCUUGGCGUGACCCUGGACAACACCCUGUCAUUCUCUUCAAACAUCAUAGCAGUGACUCACCUCUGCAGGUUCAUGCUCUACAACAUCCGUAGAGUACAACCCUACCUCACACAGGAAGCGGCGCAGGUCCUAAUCCAGGCACUUGUCAUCUCCCAUCUGGACUACUGCAACUCGCUGUUGGCUGGGCUCCCCGCUUGUGCCAUUAAACCCCUGCAUCUUAUCCAUAAUGCUGCAGCCCGCCUGGUGUUCAACCUUCCCAAGUUCUCCCAUUUUCACCCCGCUCCUCCGCACACUCCACUGGCUUCCAGUCGAAGCUCGCAUCCACUACAAUACCAUGGUACUUGCCUGUGGAGUAGCAAGAGGAACUGCCCCUCCCUACCUUCAGGCUAUGCUCAAACCCUACACCCCAACCCGAGCACUCUAUUCUGGCACCUCUGGUCUCUUGGCCCGCCCAUCCCUACAGGAGGGCAGCUCCCGUUCUGCUCAGUCCAAGCUCUUCUCUGUCCUGGCACCACAAUGGUGGAACCAGCUUCCCCCUGAAUCUAGGACAGCAGAGUCCCUGCCCAUCUUCUGGAAACAUCUGAAACCCUACUUCUUCAAAGAGUAUGUUAAAUAAUCCCACAGCACCCCCUCCUCACGCCUCCAAACUUUUGUGACUCCAUAUUAAUGCCCAUGAUUUUGGAAUAAGAUGUUCGGCGAGCAGGUGUCCACAUACUUUUGGUCAUGUAGUGUAUCUUAAGAUGAAUGCACCAACUGGAAGUCGCUCUGGAUAAGCUCGUCUGCUAAUUGACUAAAAUGUCAAAUGUAAGUAUAUUUGUCCAGGCCUCAAUUGUUCCUUGACUAGCACCAUUCAUUCUCGCUGUCGAUAAUUAUAAUGUUAUAACAUCUAAUAGAACAUGUAUCCACUGGCAAAUUGGGAGUGAGUGGGGUGAUUGCCAUCUAAGAGCCAACAUCUUUUUUGCGGCAGUGCUUGUCUGCCAGUGGUAAUCGUCUCUGAGAGAUUCAAGGAGCUAUCAUUGUUAAGUAACAUAGGAUAACAUUGAAUAUUUACAUUCAUGCACUUCGAAAUUAAUUUAGUAACUUUGUCCCAAAAGCAUUUAAUUGCAGGGCACUCCCACAUCAUAUGAAGGAAUGUGCCUACCUGAUUUAGGGGACACAGUGAACAGUUAGGUGUUGGGGACAAUGAUAUCGUAAAACUUUUCCUUGGUGUUAAAUACAGUCUGUGAACAUACUUAUAAUGUACAGGUUGAUGAACGGGUUACGGAAUGCCAUGGUCAUAUUUUUCCAUAUUCUGUUCCAGUUAAAGGGUUGUUCAGAUUCACUUAGAUCUGUGGAAGUACUGUAGCUUAUUAAUAAGAUACACUAUAGCCAGUUCUAGCCUUGCGACAAAUAAAUGUUUAUUCUCUCCUAAUGGUGACGGUUGCUGUUAUCUUUUUAUAUUUAUAUCAACCCCAUACAACUUCAAGAAGAUAAAACUGAUCAUUUGUCAUGAAUUUCAAUGAGAUGGGACGGCGUCUUUUACGACCCUCAUUAUUCCUAUUUACCUAAAUACACAUAAAGCUAUCAGUGUUUAAAAGAACACUAAAGUUUUACAGCCAACUGCCGACGCAAUUAGGGCUGUAAUUCAGACGGACGUCAUAAAGUGGCUUUGUCUCUUCGUCCUCCGAGCGUCUCCUCCAAAGUCAUCAGGAUUUACAUUUGUUUCCUGGAGUCAGCUAGCGUCGUGGUGGAACUUCUGUCUCCCGGACACUAAGUGGAGAGAGGAUUAAUUAGUGAGACGGACCACUCUGUUUCCUGUUUGAGCGUGUUUGGAAAGUCAGCUCUGAAAGGCAGGAGAGGACAGGAUGACUUCAGACUCACAGUGACUUUCACACACUGUUCAAGGGUACCCCAAAUAUUGAGCCCCUAAAGUGUACUUCUGCCAACUCAGUCAGAUUAAUUAAAUUACAUUUGCUGUAGUGUUUAAGAAGGAUUUAAUUCAGUUCAACCAAAUACAACCUUCAGGAAAUAAAAUUGCUUUAUUUAGAUGGUAAUAAUAAAUUUUCACAAUAUUCCUAUUGUUUGUCCUAAGGGCACCUACACUGAAGAAAAGUGUACAUUUGAGACACUUUUUUCUCAAAAACCAUGUCAUUGUCCUUCAUGUCCUCUCCCUCUCUCAUCAGGCUGGUAUGAUGGUGGAUGCCCGUCUGAAGGAACUGACCCCCACCAUGCCCGUCAUCUUCAUCAGAGCCAUCCCUGUUGACAAGCAGGAGGUGCGUAACGUCUACCAGUGUCCCGUCUACAAGACCCAACAGAGAGGACCCACCUAUGUAUGGACCUUCAAUCUCAAGACCAAAGAGUACCCUUCCAAGUGGACCCUAGCUGGGGUGGCUCUGCUACUGCAGAUCUAA
Molecule: messenger RNA, 37009 nt
Organism: Coregonus sp. 'balchen'
Lineage: Eukaryota; Metazoa; Chordata; Actinopteri; Salmoniformes; Salmonidae
Source: the annotation of a GenBank genome assembly